This is a messenger RNA of Anguilla rostrata (American eel), 10370 nucleotides long. It is a transcript of the gene fmnl3, whose product is annotated as formin-like 3. The record is from RefSeq and is a predicted model, not a curated record. Lineage: Eukaryota; Metazoa; Chordata; Actinopteri; Anguilliformes; Anguillidae. Bases 470 to 3622 code for a protein of 1050 amino acids. Gene Ontology annotation, biological process: cell migration; cortical actin cytoskeleton organization; regulation of cell shape. Gene Ontology annotation, molecular function: small GTPase binding; actin filament binding. Gene Ontology annotation, cellular component: cytosol. The transcript has 27 exons.
UGGCAGCGAAAUGGGGAGAGCUUAAUCAGGACUCACACAACAGUAAUGAAUGGAAAAGCGAAGAAGCCAGCAAAGUUCAGAAAGUAGCUGUGCGGUCGGUUAAAAUGAUUUCAUCGGACCGAGGAUUUUCAGCGCGAGAUGUAGGGGCCCGGAGAAGUUACUCAAGAAUAAAAACCUACUAAACGCGUAUUCUUACGUUUGAAAUACAAGUAGGCUACGCGUAGCGUAUGUAGUAACAAAGGUUUACUAUAUUGAUGCAAUAUGGGACUGAUGUGGCUAACGUUAACGAUUUCUGACUGAUCCAGGAAUGCGAAGUCCGGACGGAAAGGAAAUACCCAUCCGCUGAAUCGGAAUUGCAUUUACUGGUGAUUACUUGGGUAAAUUACACAUUUGUUCGGAGGAAACGUAGGCAGUUGAAACGAAGUAAAGGACUUUCUUUUCAAAGUAUACAUAUUGUUUUUUCUUAACCAUGGGGAAUAUUGAGAGUGUGGACGGACAAUCAGAAAUGAAGACUCAUAUAAUGCCAUUAAAGGUCCCCAUGCCAGACCCCAUUGAACUGGAAGAGAGAUUUGCAAUAGUUUUGAACUCGAUGAACCUCCCCCCCGACAAGGCCCGCCUCCUACGCCAGUAUGACAGCGAGAAGAAGUGGGACCUGAUCUGUGACCAGGAAAGGUUUCAGGUGAAGAACCCGCCCCACACUUACAUCCACAAACUGCGGGGCUACCUGGACCAAGGCGUCACUCGAAAGAAAUUUCGCCGGCGGGUUCAGGAGUCGACCAAGGUGCUGCGGGAGCUGGAGAUAUCGCUGCGGACCAAUCACAUCGGGUGGGUUCGGGAGUUCCUCAACGAUGAGAACAGGGGGCUGGAUGUGCUGGUGGAGUACCUGUCUUUCGCCCAGUGCGCCGUCAUGUUGGAUUUUGAGGGGCUGGAGAAGGGUGAGGAGGGCUUUCUGGAGAGGGCCAAGUCCUGGAGCAGAUCCAUGGAGGAUCUGCACCAGAGUGAAGGCCAGGCCUUCUGCAACACGCUCACCCGCUCCGCCCACCAGUCCAUGCUCCGGUAUAGCACGAUGACCAACAGCAAGGCCAUCAAGAACGCCCGGCUGAUCAGCCAGAAGGAUGAUGUACACGUGUGCAUCAUGUGCUUACGGGCCAUCAUGAACUACCAGUACGGAUUCAACCUGGUCAUGUCCCACGCCCACGCCGUCAACGAGAUCGCCCUCAGCCUGAACAACAAGAGCUCCAGGACGAAAGCUCUGGUGCUGGAGCUGCUGGCUGCAGUGUGUCUGGUCAGGGGGGGACACGAGAUCAUUCUGUCUGCGUUCGACAACUUCAAAGAGGUGUGCAAGGAGAAGCAUCGCUUUGAGAAGCUGAUGGAGUACUUUCGCUGUGAGGAUGGGAAUAUUGACUUCAUGGUUGCCUGCAUGCAGUUCAUCAAUAUCGUCGUCCAUUCGGUGGAGGACAUGAACUUUCGAGUCCACCUCCAAUACGAGUUCACCAAGCUGGGCUUAGACGACUUCCUGGAGAAAUCCAGACAUACAGAGAGCGACAAGCUCCAGGUGCAGAUCCAGGCGUACCUGGACAACGUGUUCGACGUGGGGGGCCUGCUGGAGGACGCGGAGACCAAGAACGUGGCCCUGGAGAAGGUGGAGGAGCUGGAGGAGCACCUCUCCCAUCUGACAGAGAAGUUGCUGGACUUGGAGAAUGAAUCCGUCAUGAAGGUGGCUGACCUGGAAAAGAUGCUCCUGCGUAAGGACAAGGAACUGAUCGCUGUCAAGGAGACGUACGAGUCGACCAGCACGCAGGUGCAGACGCUGCGGCGGGUGAUCAGGGAGAAGGACGCGGCCUUCCAGCGGCAGCGCGGCAUCGAGCGGCGGCUGCAGGAGCUGGAGCAGCAGGGCUCCAUCCGCCUGAGCAAGCGGCCCGACGGGGACAUCGCCAUCGAGGCCCUGGGCGCCGGGGGCGGGGUCCCGGGCGCCGCCGGGGAGCCCCUUGGCGGCGCGGGGCAGCCGGCUUUGGCGCCCGGAGCUGUCGCCGACCCCUCCGUCGCCGCCCCCGAACCCCCGGCGCCGCCCCCGCCUCCGCCCCCACCGCCCCCUCCUCCCCUGCCCUCAGCCUCAGGGGACUUCAUACCAAUUCCACCCCCUCCUCCUUUGGCCCCGCCUUUGCCAGGGAUGCUGCCGUCCGUCAUCCUCAGCGUCGGCCUAUCGGCCAUCAGGAUAAAGAAGCCCAUCAAGACCAAAUUCCGCCUGCCGGUGUUGAACUGGACCGCACUUAAACCCAACCAGAUCAACGGCACCGUCUUCACCGAGAUCGACGACGAGCGCGUUCUGGAGGAGCUGGACCUGGAUAAGUUUGAGGAGCUGUUUAAGACGCGAGCCCAGGGGCCCGUGAUCGACCUCUCGGGCCCCAAGACCAAAGUGUCCCAGAAGGCGGCGAACAAGGUGACCCUGCUGGACGCCAACCGCUCCAAGAACCUGGCCAUCACGCUCCGCAAGGCCAACAAGAGCAGCGAGGAGAUCUGCAGGGCCAUCCAGACGUUCGACCUGAAGGCGCUGCCGGUGGACUUUGUGGAGUGCCUGAUGCGCUUCCUGCCCACGGAGGCGGAGAGCAAGCUGCUGCGGGGGUACGAGCGGGAGCGGCGGCCGCUGGACCAGCUGGCCGAGGAGGACCGCUUCAUGCUGCUCUUCAGCAAGAUCGAGCGCCUCACCCAGCGCAUGAGCAUCAUCACCUUCGUGGGCAACUUCACCGACAACGUCGGCAUGCUCACGCCUCAACUGAACGCCAUUAUCGCUGCCUCAGCCUCAGUCAAGUCCUCCCCCAAACUGAAGAGAGUGCUGGAGAUCAUUUUAGCCCUGGGGAAUUACAUGAACAGCAGCAGAAGAGGGUCCGUUUAUGGGUUUAAACUACAGAGCCUGGAUCUGCUGCUGGACACCAAGUCGACAGACAGGAAGAUGACACUCUUGCACUACAUCGCCCUCAUCGUCAAGGAGAAGUACUCCGAUCUGGCCAACUUCUACAACGAGCUGCACUUUGUGGACAAGGCUGCUGCAGUGUCCCUGGAGAACGUGCUGUUGGACGUUCGGGAGCUGGGGAAGGGGAUGGAUCUGAUCCGGAAGGAGUGCAGCCUGCAUGACCACCCCGUGCUCAAAGGCUUCCUCCACUCCAGCGACCCCCAGCUGGACAAACUGCAGAAGGAUGCCAAGACCGCUGAGGAGGCUUUCAACGAUGUGGUCAACUACUUCGGCGAGAGCGCCAAGACCACGCCUCCCUCGGUGUUCUUCCCGGUGUUUGUGCGCUUCCUCAGGGCUUACAAGGAAGCAGUGGAGGAUAAUGAACAGAAGAAGAAGCAGGAGGAGGCCAUGAGGGAGAAACUCCUCGCUCAGGAGGCCAAGCAGCAAGACCCCAAGGUGCAGGCACAGAAGAAGAGGCAGCAGCAGCAGGAGCUGAUCCUGGAACUGCGCAAGCGGCAGGCCAAGGACCACCGGCCCGUGUACGAGGGCAAGGACGGCACCAUUGAGGACAUCAUCACAGUUCUGAAGAGCGUGCCCUUCACGGCUCGCACCGCCAAGCGAGGGUCCCGUUUCUUCUGUGAGACCAACCUCUGCGACGAGUCCAACUGCUAGCUCCGCCCCCCCCCCCGUUCCUUCUCCCGGCCCCCCCCAAGAUCUCCGAAGCCAGCCCUUCCUGCGAGCUGACGCACUGAUCCGCAACGGGUGGAAACGGCUCUAACACGCCCCUCCACUGACCUCUUCCCAAACCCCGCCCCCUGCCAUCGCACCCCUGGCGCCGCCCCCCCCCCCCAAACCCCGCCCCCGGGCACCGCCCCCCACCCCAAACCCCGCCCUCUCAGGUCACGGUGACUAAACAGACAGCACAUUGGAACUGUAAAAUGGGUUGCCUCUGUUAACGUUAGUAUUUAUUUGUGGAGGCUGUUGGACUUGGGAAGGAAGGUUUCCCCGACUCACCUGGUGGAGUCGUAGACCUGUUCAUCCCAAACGAGGGCAAGGGAGAACGCCUCAGAUUACUGAGAUCACUUCACACACACGCUCACACCCACACACACACACACACACUCUCACACACACACACGCUCAUGCACACACUCUCACACAAGCCCACGUGGGUAACGCUCACACACACACUCCGAUACCAGCGCACACACUCACACAUACACACUCAUACAAGCUCACACACACAUACGUUCACACACACACACACACAUGGUCAUACAAGCACACACACUCACACUUAGGCUCCAGGUGGAGGGCUAUACUUUACUGUAUGAAAGUUACAGAUUUUUGCAUUCCAAAAAGUGCCUGCCUGCUAAAGUGGGUCUCCUUCAAGACACACCCUGCAUACUGAGGUCUCCUUAUGGACACGCCCUACAGACUGAGGUCUCCUUAUGGACAUGCCCUGCAUACUGAGGUCUCCUUAUGGGCACGCCCUGCAGACUGAGGUCUCCUUAUGGGCACGCCCUGCAGACUGAGAUCUCCUUAUGGACAUGCCCUACAGACUGAGAUCUCUUUAUGGACACGCCCUACAGACUGAGAUCUCCUUAUGGACACACCCUACAGACUGAGAUCUCCUUAUGGACACACCCUCAGACUGGUCUCCUUAUGGACACGCCCUGCAGACUGAGAUCUCCUUAUGGGCAUGCCCUGCAGACUGAGAUCUCCUUAUGGACACACCCUGCAGACUGAGAUCUCCUUAUGGACACACCCUGCAGACUGAGGUCUCCUUAUGGACACACCCUGCAGACUGAGAUCUCCUUAUGGACACGCCCUGCAGACUGAGAUCUCCUUAUGGACACGCCCUGCAGGCUGAGAUCUCCUUAUGGACACGCCCUCAGACUGGUCUCCUUAUGGACACGUUCUGCAGACUGAGAUCUCCUUAUGGACACGCCCUGCAGACUGAUCUCCUUAUGGACACACCCUGCAGACUGAGAUCUCCUUAUGGACACGCCCUGCAGACUGAUCUCCUUAUGGACACGCUCCAGACAGGGCUUUAUGUUCUUGUUAACAGGGACCAUCUCUGCUGUGGAGGACUCUGGUUUGGUCCAGAAAGGUGGUAAAAUGCGGUCAGAUUGUGGUCGACUACAGAAGUUUUUUUAAACAUUUUUAAAAAUACCUUUUUACAGACAGGCUAGGCAUACCAAACAUUUGUUCUUUUGAAUUUUUUUUUGAUGGUGUUUUUAUUCUGUUUUAAAGUGCCUUUCUGUUGUGACAGUAUUACUUUUUAAAACGUAUCUUUUUUUACGAUUUUGUCAAGAUAUUUUUGUAUGUUUUUUGUUUCAUUGUUUAGUAACUUUACCCAAAAUGUUAAAUAUUGCAAAAAAAAAUGAAUAUGCAAGCUUUUUUUUUAUUUUAAAUGAAAUCAUGUCCUUUGACAGAUAAAAACCGCUGCAUAUAAGCCAGCAUUUGGAAGGGCUGUUUAAAAAAUGAUCCAUUUCAACGGAAGCACGUUCAAUCCCACAAUCCCUCACAGAUCCUCUUCAUUCAGACGCUACUCGGACAGAGCGGCCCACAGAAUGUCUUCACUCUCGGUGGUUUUGUUGGGAAAUGGGUGUUGGUGCACCGGUGCCCUGCAGAGUUCUGUAUUAGCGUUGCUUUUCCAGGGAAAAAAAAGGCCCUUCAACGUGGCUGAGAUUUCUUAACCGACAGGGCACCGUUUGUCACUGAAUUCAAUUUCUUUCUGAUUUGAACAUGUGGAAAUGUUUUUGGGGUGAAGUGCUGUGAGUCAAACAGAAUGGAAUGGAAAAGGUUUUGGGGUGACGUUGUGAGCCAAGUGGAAUAGAGCGUGAAGGUUUUGGGUUGAAGUGCUGCAAAUCAAACAGAACGGAGUGUAAAGGUUUUGGGGUGAAGUGUGAUGUCACUCACUUAGAAGGCUGUGAGAUGUUACUCAGUUAGGCUGCCAUGCUGCAUAAGCUCACAUUGUUACCGUUCAGGUGAAGGAAUAUUUUUUUGAAUGUUGUCUACGAUUUUGACUCACUAAAAAAAAUAUAUAUAUAUUUUUUUUUUCCCUUAAAAUAGCCAUCGAGUAAGCGUAAGAUUGUGUUUCACAUCACUAUGAGGAAUCAGCUGUGUGGUGCAGUAGUGUUCACCAUGGCAGACUGCGGUUUCACCGUUCUCCCAUUGCCUUAAAGUUGAGUGGGACUACCAGACACUACUUCUAUAGACCACAGGUGUCAAACUCCAGUUCUAGAGGGCCGCAGUGUCUGCUGGUUUUUUGGGGUGUUCUCGACCCCAAGCGUUUCGUUUAAGUCGUUGAUCUGCUAAGGAAUCCACACACCUUUCUUGUUCUCACGGCCUUAAUUGGCGGCUGAUUGAAAGGAAACUACAAAUACCAGCAGACACUGCGGCCGUCCUUGGGAUUCAGUUUGACACCCCUGCUAUAGACAUUACAUUUAUAUCUCUUGAAAAUCAGCGCAAUCAAUUGUCAUUUUUUGUUGACAAAGAAAGUGACAAACAAAUACUGCCCAAAAAGUUUGUGUACGUUGUCAGAAAGCUGACCCCUCCCCCACAAAUAAAAGACAGGAAUACAAAAUGAGCCAGCGGAUGUGUCUCUUGCCUCGUUUCAUUUAUCCUGUAAGCCCGUUACUCAAAUCACGGUCCUAGAGGGAUGAGGACUGCUUGUUUUCCAGCCUCCCUUUACCUGGCAGUCAGGUGUUAAGACAUUCUGGCCAAUCAGCUGCGCUCUGUUAGUUGCCUGAGCGAAAAGAAAACCUGGUCCGGAUUUCAGUGUGAAGGCCUGAUGUGAGUAUCCGUGCUGAAAGACUCCUCUGGUCCAGUUGCAAUUACCCCCAUAUUGUUCAACCUUCAUCCUCCUGACUGCAAUCACACCUUUAUCCAGCACCUGCGACUGGCUGCUAUACAGUACCUGUGUAGAAUGGUAAGCACAUGGAAACAUCUAGAAAUUGUGCCGUUGAUUUUCUGAUCAACAGAUGUAGCCGUUGAGUAAAGUAUGAAUAAUGUUCACACUGUUAUCAAGGAUCUGUUAACCAGACAAAGGUUAAAUUAUUGUACUUAUUUGAUACACACUAAAUCGUUACAUAAAAUACACAACAUCGCCAAAAGUAUGUGGACACCUGACAUCCAACAUCUCAUCCAAAAUUAUGGGUAUUAAUGUGGAGUUGGUCCACCGUUUGCUCCUAUAACAACCUCCACUCUUCUGGGAAGGCUUUAUACUAGAUGUUGCAGCGUUGCUGCAGGUAUUUGCUUCCAUUCAGCCAGAAGAUCAUUAGUGAGGUCGGGAACUGAUUGGGUGAUUAGGCCUGGCUCCCAGUUGGCUUUCCAAUCGAUCCCAAAGGUGUUGGACGGGGUUGUGGUCAGGGCUCUGUACAGGCCAGUCAAAUUCUUCUGCACUAUUGUCAGCAAAACCAUUUGACCUUGCUAUGUGCUUGGGGGCAUUGUCAUGCUGAAACAGGAAAAACAGCCACAGGUGCCAAUUAACUCCUAAUUAUGACAAUCGGCCAAUCAGAAGCUUCUAAAAUGUCAUUGCAUCAGUUUCUGGAAUCUUCCAGACUAUUUAAAAAGACAGUCAACUUGGUGUAUGUAAACUUUUGACCCACUGGAAUUCUGAUAUAAUGAUUUAAAGCUGAAAUCUCUAAUCGAUUGAUUUAAAAUUACCUCUGAUGUGGACAAGGUAGAUGCUCUAAUUGACUUGCCAAAAGAAAUGUAUGGUAACAUGAAAUGUGCAGAGUUGUGAAAAACUAAGUUUGAAUAUCUUUAGCCUAGGUGUAUAUAAACUUUUGGCCUCAACUGUAGAAUGCUCAACAAUGGAACAAGCUGGCAAUCACUGCCAAGUGCCUGUUCCUGUUUGCCUCCACAGGGGAAAAAAAGGAUUAACAGAAUAUCCACUGGGACUGGGAGUCUGCCCUAGUAGGACUGAUCCAGCAGGGCAGGGCUGUGACUGGGAGUCUGCCCUAGUAGGACUGAUCCAGCAGGGCAGGGCUGUGACUGGGAGUCUGCCCUAGUAGGACUGAUCCAGCAGGGCUGUGACUGGGAGUCUGCCCUAGUAGGACUGAUCCAGCAGGGCUGUGACUGGGAGUCUGCCCUAGUAGGACUGAUCCAGCAGGGCUGUGACUGGGAGUCUGCCCUAGUAGGACUGAUCCAGCAGGGCUGUGACUGGGAGUCUGCCCUAGUAGGACUGAUCCAGCAGGGCAGGACAGUGACUGGGAGUCUGCCCUAGUAGGACUGAUCCAGCAGGACAGUGACUGGGAGUCUGCCCUAGUAGGACUCAUCCAGCAGGACAGGACAGUGACUGGGAGUCUACCCUAGUAGGACUCAUCCAGCAGGGCAGGGCUGGGACUGGGAGUCUACCCUAGUAGGACUCAUCCAGCAGGGCAGGGCUGUGACUGGGAGUCUGCCCUAGUAAGACUCAUCCAGCAGGGCUGUGACUGGGAGUCUGCCCUAGUAGGACUGAUCCAGCAGGGCUGUGACUGGGAGUCUGCCCUAGUAGGACUGAUCCAGCAGGGCUGUGACUGGGAGUCUGCCCUAGUAGGACUGAUCCAGCAGGGCUGUGACUGGGAGUCUGCCCUAGUAGGACUGAUCCAGCAGGGCUGUGACUGGGAGUCUGCCCUAGUAGGACUGAUCCAGCAGGGCAGGACAGUGACUGGGAGUCUGCCCUAGUAGGACUCACCGGGUUCAUCUGGCAGUGCUAGUUUGCGUUUUAGACGGAUUUCCUCAAGGUAACGCACGUCAAAGCCACCUAGCGAAACAUCUACAGGUUACUGCAGGCUCGUUUCUCAAUGUCUGUAGACCCCGAUGAGGCUGGCAGCCCAACACUACUCGAGAUUCCAAAUGGGAAUUUACACACCCCCCCCCCCCCAACAUCUGCGCAUUAAAUCAACUUCAUUGGAGUCCCGAUUACUGCAAUAAUAACUCAUGAAAAUAAUAUUUUACAUUUUAUGCCAAAGAUUUAUUGAAAAUAGUUAAUGGAAGCUUAUUUAAGCAGCAGCCUGGAUUUUCCCUGUAAAGGAAAAGGUUUGUACUAAAAUAUAUUUUUUGGAGUCCACAAUAGCUACAUAAAAAAUAGCUGUAUGGAAAUGGAAAUGUUUUGAUGCAUCAGCAUUGCUCCUGUGAAGUGCAAAAUAUGCCUAUUCUUAAAAUGGGAGUAUACAUUGUUUUAAUCAAUAAAACUUAUCACAAUAUGUAAAGUGGUUUGGACACAGAAGAAACCACAAGUGUAGUUUGUGAAAAGGACAGAAUGUAUGAGACUCUCCUAAUGAUGUUUUUGUACUGACGAAGGGAUCAUUGUUUUGUGCAGAAAGCUACAAGUCUAGAUUCAUUUAAAAUCUUGAUUGGUUAAUGUGGAUUCAAAUUCAACUAAUUUUUAGUGGUUCAACAGCUUUGGGGCCAGACAGAAAUAAAUGAACACCUAGACAGACAAAUCUGUUUGGAUAACUAAGAUGAUAAAAAAUGUUUUGGUUGAACACCUUAAAUACUUUUUUUCCUAAGCACAACCCAUUUCUUAAUUUCUUUCAAAAAUAACUUAGCUGUUAACUCACACAUUUGACAUACCAGGACAUGUUAAAUUUACACAAGCUAAACUGAUCUCAACGCAAACCUUAAAUCCUAAUUAUCAACUCGGCCUAAUUAUCAACUCGGAAAAACCAGCUCGCAAUCCUGUGUACAGAGCUAGAACAUAGGCGUCAUCACACAGGAAAACACAGAACCCAGAGUCAACAUACAUGCAGAAACAAACUGGAAAUCCAUUUUCAGUUUUUAGGUUUUUUUUUAUUUUUAUUUAUAACAAUAUUUGUUACUUACUUUGUAAAGUACUCCAGCAAAAAAAACAAAAACCAAAAAUUAAAACAUCUUUCCAAAACGUUUGAGCCGACAUGCAUUUCUACUAUAAAAAGCUAUUCUGUAAAACUGUAUUUUAAAAAAUCAAAAUAAUUCUAAUAAAAAUGCAUGUAGGAUUUUUUUGCAAAAGUGUAUUUCAAAAGUAACAUGAUUGUACUAUUGUUUUUAUAAAAACAAAUUUUUAAAAAUAAAAAGCUGAAACAAAGUGAACCACACUGCAUGAAUACUGUUACGUUGUAUUGGGUAAGCAGAACUGAUUUACUUUUCUAUAUUUUUAGUCUUACAUGCAUUAAAUUAUGGCUGAUCGACUCCGUUAGAAGCAGCAAGUCGACUGCCCCUGAGAGCGGCCAAGGUGGGGAACGCAUCAGGCAGACAGACGUUAGCGUUAGCAGCAGGGCUACAGGGGGGAGAACAAAUCAGGGAAACGAUGAGCCGUCGGUUAAUAGGCACGUUUAAAAAAAACCCCCAGGACUGCACUUAAAAUGAGAGUCCAAAAAUACGUGGAGACACUGUUUAAAAACAUUAAAAUUCACACCGAUUUACCCUAAUCAGCUUUUACUUUGGGGGG